CCUACUCGGCGUGGGUUCCGUAUUUGUUAUCCACAUGACAUGUGUAACAAAAAAAUUGUAAAAUAAGAUGAGUUCGCAGAAAGGUAACGUAUCUCGGUCACGAGCCCAGAAGCACCAAAACAGCACAGCCUUCAGAAACGACAAGUAUGGAGCGACUGUACAAGUAAAGAAGGCAAAUUCAAAAAUCCACGAUGGGCUCUGUCAACAUUGUAAGGGUGUUCUUGAGUGGAAAGUGAAGUUCAACAAAUACAAGACACUGACACAACCCAAAAAAUGUGUUAAGUGUUCUCAGAAGACCGUUAAGGAUGCGUAUCACAUCAUUUGUAAGCCCUGUUCUCUUCAGUUUGAGAUUUGCUGCAAGUGUGGGAAGAAAGAGGAGAUCGUUGUUCCAAUAAACUCACAAGGGGACAAGAAAGAGGAAGAAGAGGUUGUCGAUCAGAGAAAGAAAGGAUGUGGACAAAGGAGGAAGGACUUGGACGACUUGGACAGUGAGGACGAUUAUGAUGAGGAUGACUUAAGUGACCUUGAAGAUGAUAAUGAUUUAGAUAGUGACUCAGAAUCAAAGAAGACAAAGACAAAAUCUGAUGCACUCCCAGAUGUAUCCAGAGUCAAUAUUAAAGACUAAAGACAGUGUCUACCAACGACACCUCUUUGUUUUCACAUGAGGUUUGAGACAUGCUCAUACUCAAAUCAACAAAUGCUUGAUGCAGAACCUGGAAGAUGAGUUAAUGUCAAAUCUGGGGCAGUUGGGUGCACAAAAUCUACCAGAUGAUUCAGGAAUAUUUCAGACAGUUUCAUCAUUUUUUUUAUACAAAGAACAUUAAGUGCUAUAAAUUAGGAUGAACAGACAAUGUACUGUACAUUUACAAACAAUGUUAGCUAAAUAUAUACUGUACAUUUGAAUAUAUACAAUAAAAACCUGUACAUGGUGUAUAUUCACUUAAAA
This is a messenger RNA of Plectropomus leopardus (leopard coralgrouper), 946 nucleotides long. RefSeq names its product chromosome 4 C9orf85 homolog (gene c4h9orf85). Lineage: Eukaryota; Metazoa; Chordata; Actinopteri; Perciformes; Serranidae. The record is from RefSeq and is a predicted model, not a curated record.